UGUUUGACAGCAUUCAGAAGGGGUUGCGCUAGGAAUCCACAGUCACUCGAAGGGGCGAUCAGAUUUAGCUCGUGCUCGCUAAAGUUAUUUCUAUUGAUCGAUUUUUGUACUGUAAUUCGUGAGGAUGGCCAUCCUGCCGGCAAGCACAGCUUCGCUUCUAGUCCUAAUCUUCAGCACAGUUUGUACGCUCAAUUUCAUAGAAGCUGCCCGGAACAACAGACAUGUAACCUGCGGAACAGUCCUCAAGCUGCUCAAUGUCGAUUACAAGGUGCGGUUACAUUCGCACGAUGUGAAAUAUGGUACGGGGUCGGGUCAACAGUCGGUGACGGCCACCGAACUGCAGGAAGACGUAAACAGCCACUGGGCAGUGAAGGCUGCGACUGGUAAACAUUGCGAACGAGGGGAACCUAUCAAAUGUGGUGACACAAUUCGUCUGCAUCAUUUAGCUACGAACAAGAACCUACAUUCACACCACUUUCAGAGUCCUCUUUCGGGCAACCAAGAAAUCUCAGCCUAUGGUGAUGAGCAAGGUGAAGGUGAUUCCGGCGAUCACUGGUUGCUGGUUUGCUCCGGAGAUAGCUGGGUACGAACUAACGCGGUUCGGUUCCAGCACCUUGACACUGACAUGUAUCUAGGCGUGUCCGGACGUACCUUUGGGCGACCCAUAAAUGGCCAGAUGGAGGUGGUUGGUCUACCGAAUGCAUACACCGGUACGGAGUGGAUUGCAGCGGAAGGAUUGUUCAUCCAUCCGACCGAAAAGGACAGCGGUUCACGGGUUCACACCGAGCUUUAAAGCCAUACGGAACAAAAAUGCAUAUUGCAUGACUAUUAUUUAUUGUGGACUUCGCAAGCCCUAGACAGAAAUCUGCCUGAUUGAACGCAACGGAACGAUUAUGUAGUUUCAUUCCGAGAUGAAAACUGUGCAAAAAUAUAACAUCGUGAUACGGAAUACCA
Messenger RNA from Anopheles funestus (African malaria mosquito), 954 nucleotides. RefSeq names its product stromal cell-derived factor 2. Lineage: Eukaryota; Metazoa; Arthropoda; Insecta; Diptera; Culicidae. The transcript is spliced from 4 exons. The record is from RefSeq and is a predicted model, not a curated record. Bases 125 to 793 code for a protein of 222 amino acids.